AUGGCAUCUCCAAUUCUACGUCUAUUUCUAGGCGUUACAGCAGCCAUAAUCUUCAUCGCCAUCUUCACACCCACAGAAUCAGUCACAUCAGUAACGCAAUCAUUCACAACACCACUGGCGCUACGCAAUCUUGAGGUUGUCAUCCAACAAGAGGAAAAGAAUCCAGUCCUCAUGCGUACAGCCGUUAAAAACAACAAUGACCACCCAGUCACCAUUCUUAACUACGGCUCACCACUGGAUGCUCUAGCUAUUCAAAUGGGCACGCUGUACAUCACCCCAAGAGGUGACAGCAAGCCUUUGGAGAUUCUGCAAAUUGAAUCCUCCAGAUUAUGGCCACCCUUGGAAGACGCCCUGGUUGAGAUUGGACCUGGACAAACAGCUAUCUGGGAAUCUACACUCCAAGAACCUGUUGUUCCUAUGGACAGAGUAUUUGAGGGAGCGACGGUUCAAUUAAAGGGGACUUGGACUGCUGUGUGGCCGCGAGAAAAGGAGGGUAUUGAUCCCAGCGAACUUGAAGAGGGAACGCCUAUCAAUGGUACUCUAACGGGUUCUUACAAGUCAAAUGUUCUUGAUAUCGAAGUCAAAUAG
Messenger RNA from Fusarium venenatum, 588 nucleotides. RefSeq lists its product as uncharacterized. Lineage: Eukaryota; Fungi; Ascomycota; Sordariomycetes; Hypocreales; Nectriaceae. The record is from RefSeq and is a predicted model, not a curated record.